AUGUCUAUUGCCGACCUCGGGGGCGACCCCUUCUACCUCCGCACCGGACACCAGGGCAUGCACGGCCACGAGUUCCUCGAGUUCGAGUACACCCACGGCCGCUUGCGCUAUGCCAACAACUCGAACUACCGUAACGACUCGCUCAUCCGCAAGGAAGUUUAUGUCGGCCCCGCCGUCGCCGAGGAGCUGAAGCGCAUCGUGCGGGAAAGCGAAGUGACAAAAGAAGACGACGCGACGUGGCCCAAGAAGAACGUUGUGGGACGGCAGGAGCUCGAGAUCAGGAUAGACAAGGACCACAUCUCGUUCGAGACGGCCAAGAUCGGAUCCCUAGCCGACGUCAACGACAGCGCCGACGCCGAGGGCCUGCGCGUGUUCUACUACCUCGUCCAGGACCUCAAGUGCUUCAUCUUCUCCCUCAUCACCCUCCACUUCAAGAUCAAGCCCAUCCAACAAUGAGCGGAUGAGUGUUCUCGCACCGCCCCAGCGACCAGACGCACGCCUGCCAUUGUCCCGUCCCGUCCCCAACGUCUUUGUUGAUUCUCGCGCACUGACCGACCGACGACAGAGUAGAGCCGUAUGCAUGUACCAUGACUCUUU
This is a messenger RNA of Vanrija pseudolonga, 597 nucleotides long. RefSeq names its product Protein mago nashi 2 (gene MAGO2). Gene Ontology annotation, biological process: RNA splicing. The record is from RefSeq and is a predicted model, not a curated record. Lineage: Eukaryota; Fungi; Basidiomycota; Tremellomycetes; Trichosporonales; Trichosporonaceae. Gene Ontology annotation, cellular component: exon-exon junction complex; nucleus. Bases 1 to 456 code for a protein of 151 amino acids. The transcript has 7 exons.